Brienomyrus brachyistius is the source of this 2767-nucleotide messenger RNA. Its product is annotated as V-set and transmembrane domain-containing protein 2A-like. The record is from RefSeq and is a predicted model, not a curated record. Lineage: Eukaryota; Metazoa; Chordata; Actinopteri; Osteoglossiformes; Mormyridae. The transcript has 5 exons. Bases 208 to 912 code for a protein of 234 amino acids.
CUUAGUUCACAGCGCCUUGUGCGGACGGCACACUAACGCAAAAAGCCGCGCACGUAACUUUGACAGCAAGGCUCCAGUUUCAGUAUGUUAAACAUCUGGUGCACAGCGCCGAAACAGAUUUGCGACGCGUCUAUUUAAUUUGCACAACUGUUUUGGAACAGCGUUAUUUUUUUUUUAUUCUGCUGAUGUGAUUUUUGCCCCAUUGGAAUGAUGUGGACGUUUCAUGACUGUGUUGGAAUUGUUUUCUUUUCCAGUUUCUGUAUCCAGGUCGGUGUUUCUUUCAACGGAAAGUUUACUGAAAUGCCGUCAAAUGUUACCGCCAAGGAAGGUCAAAACAUCGAAAUGGCGUGCGCCUUUCAAAGCGGGACAUCCUCUGUUUACUUGGAGAUUCAGUGGUGGUUCAUUAAAGCGCCGGAGGAGCGGAACGUCAGCGAGGGGGACAGUGACACGCAGAUGGAAAUGACACCCCCCGACCCUGAUGACGAGGGGACAAAAAUUAGCACCGUAAGGGUGCAAGGGACUGACAUCUCUCACAGGCUGCAAUUAUCCAAAGUGGGAAAAAGUGACGAGGGUUUGUACGAGUGCCGAGUCACGGACGCCAACUACGGGGAGCUGCGGGAAUACAAGGUGCAGGCCCACCUGCAGGUGAACGGCACGGCUCAGCUGCGAAACAAGGCAGUGAAGAAAACAGCACCACUGCACCUGACGGACAAAAAGCCCCGCAAAGCCAACCAAGCCGGUGCUCAUGACGGCGCCGGGUCCGAGCAGCGAGUCCGCUCUACCUCUAGCUCUCAGACUAAAUCAGCCAAAACAGGGAAACACAGUCACGGAUCAGGUAUGAGGAUAGCUGCAAGCCACGGACUUGCACUGGUGCUUCUUGCUUGUGGCUUUGUGAGGGGCGCUUUGUUGUAGUCCCCAGAGUUGACUCUUUCCGAUAUCACUUUCUCUUCGUAAAGCUAGAGAAAAUCGCCGGUUCUUUCCAUGGAACGGACAGCACAGUUGGCCCAGAAUUCCAGCCAUCGCUCUGCAUCCCCCCCCCCCCCCCCACCCCCACAUUCAGAUUUCAGACACAAGAAGUAAUAAAUCUUUACCAGGACUUUUUUAAAAAUAAAUUAUUUCAGAAGUACAUUAAUUGUGACAGUAUCCAGAAUAUAUUUAAAACUUGUUUAUCUCUAUAUUGUUGAACAUGAAAUGUGGUCAUUGUUUAGCACGCAUUUUGCCCAGUUUCCCUUAAUGUCGAAGAAGUAAAUAAGUCAUGUCUACUGUGGUUCAGACGGUUUAGCUGUGUAAACUUUUUUUGUUAAAAUAUGGAUUUUUUUCUGUUAUAAAUUACAAAUUCUGUAAUUCAUUUUCAUCUUUUCCACAUGAGUUUGGUUUUAAUUGUUUGUAGGGGCACAUUUCCUGAUAUAAUAAAUGUCACUUUUCUGUUAUAACAAUUUUUGGGAUAAUUUUUUAACGUGUUUAUAUAUCCAUAAAAUGAAAAAUAUAAAAGUACUAUUUGCUAGUAUUCUGAAGUGUUUGGAAUAAAUGGGUAACGUGGAAAAGGCUUUGAUUUCUGCUCUGACUGUGGAAAAUUUCCUGUCCCCCUAAAUUUCAUGCAAAUGUCAUUUAAUUUAUUUGGUAAAUUCAUUCUGAAUCAUGAUCUUCAUGUUUUACCUCUGCUUUGUGAACCCAACCUAAAUAUCCAGAGGAAUAUGCUCCCUGCACCUAAUUUACAUGACGCUCUGACAAUCAUGUAACACCGUUUCAAAGGAAUUUAUUUCAUGUCGAGUUUCUCAUUCUAAAAUUAGAAAUACGUUUCCUCACAUGAUAAACCGACCUUUUUAAAAUAUGUUUUCAGGAAACAAAUUCCAUGGUGGGAAUAUUGAAAUGAAACUGAAAUAUCUCUGAAAAUGUGCUGGUAUGUAUUUUUACCAGGUCAAAUUGUGUAUAUACAUUUAAUUAAAUUUAUUUAUAUAAUGAAAAUGGCAAAGGUAUCAAGUCAGCCUGCCACUGGUUACAGUCCCCACCCUGGUAGUGAGGUCAUUACUCACUACCAUUACUUCCUCUUUCUUAUCUGGUCACCCAAAUAUUCAUUUUCUCUUCAUUUUGCACUUUAUCAGUCUAUCUGCUGUUAUUAUUAAUAACACGUACAUAUUCUGUAUGUUUACAUAUUACACAUACAUAUGUACAUGGAGGACAUUAGUACCUUUAAAUAAACAUAAACGUAUGAGUCAUAUAAGCAGUGUAUACAAGACAUAUAUCAUAUAUAAUACAUUUGAAUUUUAAUGGUAGUUAGCUUUAUAUAAAAAAAAAACAGUCUUUGACCAGAAGUCAUCAGGCAUGCCAGAAUAAACAUAAAACAAAAAUGUUGAAAUACUUGCAUAAAAGAAAUUCAUGCAGCAAUAAUUUGUGAAGCUCACAAAAUAUGUAGCUAGUUAGAACAAGGUGAAGUAAUAAAAAAGAAGAAAGCAUACAGUCCAAGAAUAUUUAUAGUAUAAUUAUAUGUUAUGAAAAUGAGUUUAUUUUUCCAAAGAUUAAUUUGGACUGUAUGACUGACCUAUAUUAAAUAGUACAUAGUAACAUUUUCUCCCUCUUUUGUUAAUAGCAUUUAAAAAAAUUUUGGUUUUCAUUUGAACUAAGCGUUUAAACACAUGAUGUAUAUUUUGGUAAUAAGAAAGAAUUAAACUACAGGAAAAUAUACAGAGAAUGAUGUAUGCAUUGCAGUGUUGGCAUCCAUUAUGUGCUGCUUAAGAUGUCUCCUAAAAUUGGUUAUUGUCUUUGAUUU